Molecule: messenger RNA, 1285 nt
Organism: Euleptes europaea (tarantolino)
Lineage: Eukaryota; Metazoa; Chordata; Lepidosauria; Squamata; Sphaerodactylidae
Gene: PSMC4
Product: proteasome 26S subunit, ATPase 4
Exons: 11
Coding region: 29-1285 (418 amino acids)
Biological process (GO): proteasome-mediated ubiquitin-dependent protein catabolic process
Cellular component (GO): proteasome regulatory particle, base subcomplex
Molecular function (GO): ATP hydrolysis activity; proteasome-activating activity; ATP binding
Source: RefSeq, a predicted model, not a curated record
UGGCCUGAGUUCGGAUAGACGGCCAGCAAUGGAGGAGAUCGGGAUCCUGGUGGAGAAAGCGCAGGAUGAAAUUCCUGCUCUGAACAUCUCCAGGCCUCAGACUGGCCUCUCCUUCUUGGUUCCGGAAGCUGAGGAUGUGGAGGAUCUCUACAGUCGUUACAAGAAACUGCAACAGGAGCUGGAGUUCCUGGAGGUGCAGGAGGAGUACAUCAAAGACGAGCAGAAGAACCUGAAGAAGGAGUUUCUCCAUGCCCAGGAGGAGGUCAAGCGCAUCCAGAGCAUCCCCCUGGUCAUCGGCCAGUUCCUGGAGGCCGUGGACCAGAACACAGCCAUUGUGGGCUCCACCACAGGCUCCAAUUAUUACGUCCGGAUCUUGAGCACCAUCGACCGGGAGCUGCUCAAGCCCAAUGCCUCGGUGGCCCUGCACAAGCACAGCAACGCCUUGGUGGACGUGCUGCCUCCUGAGGCUGACAGCAGCAUUAUGAUGCUCACGUCAGAUCAGAAACCGGAUGUGAUGUAUGCUGAUAUUGGCGGGAUGGAUAUUCAGAAGCAGGAAGUCAGGGAGGCUGUGGAGCUGCCCCUCACCCACUUUGAACUCUACAAACAGAUUGGCAUUGACCCGCCACGGGGCGUACUAAUGUACGGGCCCCCUGGGUGCGGAAAGACGAUGUUGGCCAAAGCCGUGGCGCACCACACCACAGCCGCCUUCAUUCGGGUGGUGGGAUCUGAGUUUGUGCAGAAGUACCUGGGCGAGGGGCCGCGCAUGGUGCGGGACGUCUUCCGUCUGGCCAAAGAGAAUGCCCCGGCCAUCAUCUUCAUCGACGAGAUUGAUGCCAUUGCUACCAAGCGCUUCGACGCACAGACAGGAGCGGACAGGGAGGUUCAACGCAUCUUGCUGGAGCUCCUCAACCAGAUGGAUGGCUUUGACCAGAACGUUAAUGUCAAGGUGAUAAUGGCCACAAACCGAGCCGACACGCUUGACCCUGCUCUGCUCCGGCCAGGCCGCCUGGACCGUAAAAUUGAGUUUCCUCUGCCAGACAGGCGCCAGAAGCGAUUGAUCUUCUCCACCAUCACCAGCAAGAUGAACCUGUCCGAGGAAGUGGAUCUGGAAGACUAUGUUGCCCGGCCAGACAAGAUCUCGGGCGCCGACAUCAAUUCGAUCUGCCAGGAGGCUGGGAUGUUGGCCGUACGGGAGAACCGCUACAUCGUCCUGGCCAAGGACUUCGAGAAGGCCUACAAAACUGUCAUCAAGAAGGAUGAACAAGAGCACGAGUUCUACAAAUAA